GUCCCCUCCCCGCGCGGUGCCGCCCGGAUCCUGCUCAGCCUGUGCGGCCGCGGGGGCCCGCCGGGCGGCGCGGCAGUGGCCCCUAGCGGCGGCGGGCUGCCCCGGGCGGCUGCCCGCAGCCCGGCAUGGAGGAGGACGAGGGUGCCGCGGGCGGCGCGGAGCAGCGGCACCCACCCCCCCGCCGCCGGCCCGGGACCGAGCGCUGCCCCAGCCCCAGCCGCCUGGACGUGAGCUCCAGCCGCUUCGACCCGCUGCUGGCGCUGUACUCGGCCAGCACGCCGCUGCCCUUCCCCGGCGCGCCCUGCUUCAACAACCUCGCCGAGUACGAGAGCUUCCAGCGCGGCCUGCUCCGCCCGCGGGGCCGCCGCUCCGCGCCCUCCCGCCGCGGCCCGCCCGCUUCCCGCUCCGCCCGCCGCGGCCCGCCCGCCGCCGACCCGGAGCGCAUCCAGCGCCUCCGCAGCCUCAUGGUCAACGCGGGCCACGAGCAGGAGGCGGCCGAGGGCGGUGGGACGGCCCGGCGCCGGCGGGCACCGCGCAACGUCCUCACCAGGAUGCCCCUCCAUGAAGGCAGCCCGCUGGGGGAACUUCAUCGCUGUGUCCGAGAUGGUGUAAAAAUCAAUGUCCAUGUCCGCACUUUCAAAGGGCUUCGGGGAGUCUGCACAGGGUUUUUGGUUGCAUUUGACAAGUUCUGGAAUAUGGCCCUGACAGAUGUGGAUGAGACAUACAGGAAACCAGUGAUGGGCAAAGCUUUCUAUGCAGAGCCUCAGCUCACACUCACCCGGCUGUUUAACAGACUCAAACUGCAGGAGUCCUCAGUAAAGAAGGGAGCUGACUCAAAGACUGUCUCAGAGGAGCUAGCCCUGACAAAUGACUCUCAGACGCUGGGAUCGAAAGCUGGAUCAGGACGAGGGAGAGCAGAAGAUGAGCGUGAGAGGCAGAAGCGCUUGGGCAGAGCUGGAGAGAAGAAGAUGCCAGGUGACAGUUUGCAUCUGGCUGCCAGAGGUGAAGCUGAUGUGGGCAGCGGGACUGCCCGCACAGAGGGUGCCAGUGCUGGUGGUACCCGUACAAGAAGCCAGUCACGGAGAAAAAGGAGGCCCAAAGUGGAUUAUCAGCAGGUGUUCACACGUCACAUAAACCAGAUCUUUAUUCGAGGAGAGAAUGUCCUGCUUGUCCAUUUAGCACACUGACUUGGCUGAGCCUUUGUCAGUGUAUUUAUUUGAUAGCAUGAAUUGCCGCUGCAGCUCGCAUCGCUAUUUAGCGUUCUCAUUAAGUAUGAUGGUACUGUGACUGGUUUCCCAUUGCCAUAACAAGGUAGGGGAAAUAAUUCUAACUGGAGCAUCCUGAGCUUGAUGCCAAAGUAGCCUCCUUAGGUCUCUGUUGGGGAUCUCUGUUGCUGACAAGAUCAGAAGUGCAUUUGUUUCUGUGAGAUGAGCACAGAUCCUACUGCUCCUUAAAAAGAAGCUGAACAGGGAGGGUUGGAAGAGAAUAUUGGUGUACUCAGUGGUAGGAGCUAAUUGUAGCCCACAUUUAAGGAGCUUAAGGUUAGAACUCCACCUGAAAUGAAACACAAAUGCUAUUUUGCAUGUUCUGAGUAAUCUCAAGAGAAGGUUGCUAAUGAAACCGAUAGUUUAUCUGCUGCUGUUACGUGGAUGUCCUCUUUUCCAGACAUAAUUCCGACAGUCAUUUUGAAAUAGUCUAUGAAAAGGUGGAGUGAUGUACUACUGAUGGCUAUUAGCUGCUGCUUCAUAGUUAGCUCUCUAAUGCCCUGUAUAAUUGAAAGUCUCUCAAUUGAAAACUGCUCUUUUUCUCUGAAUUAUGGAAGGCCAUUCAUUUUACAAUGUCAAAGCCCGUGCUUCUAUUUGUAAUGCUGUGCUUUAGCCCUGUGUCACCAGCAAGCAGCUAACGUAGCUGAUCCACGGGCCUCCCUGUUUGGAGUUUAUCUGUAAAUGUUGUGGCUGCAGAUGGCAAAUUGUACUUUCAUACUUCACCCAUUUGCUACUUGGUGUAAUAGUGAAGUUUGCAAAGAUGUCAUUUUUCUUCUCAGAUGUAAGUGUUUGUGCUGAGCACAACUGUACUGUAUCUAAGCGCCUUUCAAGUUCCCUCUAUUGAAACUAGAGGUGCUGUGUCUCCAGCAGUUCUCACGGAGCAGAAAUCUUCAUGGGUCUUUCCUAUCCAUGUGAAUGAUGUAUCAUCUAAUUCCAGUUAAACUGAGCUUUGGAGGUGCGCUUACAAAUGUUCUGAAGUAUAAAAGUCAAAGUCAGCUUACCAUAUAACUGCUUUCCAAGAGAGCUACAUGCAGAAGCUUGAGGGUAAAGGAAGCUGUUACAUUAUCUAGUCUGUUCCCUUGGUUGUGAAAGGACAGUAGAUUUCAUACUGCUACUCCAGAUGCUACUCAUCUCCACUGCCUUACACUUUGUAGCAGCUCCUGUUUAAGAUGAAGUUGGGAAGUUGCUUUAUGGUAGGGCUUGUAUUGCAUAUAGAGGUCAUAAGUCUUCAAACUGGGCGAUUAUACUCUCAGUGACGUGUAUUUCUGUUGCUGUGAAUGCAGCACGCUGCUUGCUUGUCAUUAGGGGUAUGUCUGGGGUUUGGGUGGAUGACAGAAAUCAUUUAGCAGGAGUUCCUGGACACACAAAGCAGCUGGAUGCCUCUGGGGGAGCCUGGGAGUUUUAUGGCAACAUUUCAGGUGACACGGGGCUUGGAUGGCUGAUCAGCUCAGCCACUGAGCUGCAAACCCAAGUUCAGCCUGGGACAGAAGUGCCUCAGAAUAAAAAGUACUGUUGGCAGAACAGUUUCAUCAAGGGGAGUAACGAAAGAAUAUCUAGUUUCUUACUAUACAUAACUUUAUUGGUGUAAUCCCUUCCUGCUAUGAACUUGAGACUAGGCACUGAAAAGAUUCUUCUCUUCAAGGUUCUUUUUUCCUCUCCUUUAGUGCUGUGCUUGUUUGCGUUCGUGUGGUCUGCAGUUCUCCCUACCCCCUUCUCUUAUCAGUAUUUUGUCUCUUCAGAAUGUUCUAAACUCUGGUUUAGGAAGAUUGUUCUUGUAUUCACCCCCAGUUGUCCUUUCCAGGUUGGCUUUCUGUGUGGUUGCCAACUAAUCAGAACCCUCACAACUUAUUAGAAAUGUGAAGCUAGAACAAGGGGCUUGUUUCUGCUCCUGACUUCUUGGCAGCUUUUAUUGCAAGUGAAUGUUUGUCUUCAUUAUGUUUUUGGUUGUGGGUUGCUUUUUCCCCUCUGCUUUCCGACUGGUUUGUUUUUCUUUCAGUUGCUUGGGAUGACUUAUCUCUGCCUUUUCCAUUCAUGCCAAAGGCUACUGGUUUUGACCUCUUUCCUUCAUACUUGACCAAAGGGUGUCAGAUCUCCACUCAGGCCUAUGUAGCCUGACUUCUAACUGAAUUCUUGCUUUUCUUUACCUCAUAUUCUUAAUCCUCUUGGUUUGCCCAGUUUAUACCACCUUGCAUUUCCUUUCAUCACAGCUUUUUCUCUGAAACCUUGGAGGUGUUUGUUGCUUCACACCUACAAGUUUCUCUUUUUACAUUUUAUGAAAAGUGCUGGUGCUUGAACUUUUGUUUGUGCCUUGAUUUUUAUACCAUCACUGACAUGUUCUUCCAAAAUCAUCACCUCAGUCAACAAACUUAGUUAAGAACUAUACAAAAGUUUGUCUACUUUUUUUGCUCUACCUCAGUAUUAAACUAUUCCUCCUCUGUUCUCGUUGUUGUCUCAUCUGUUAAAAUUCUCUCUUCCAGUUUAGAUUUAAUGGCUUAUUUGGUGGUUCUUUGUUUCCUACUUCCUUAUCCACCUCUCUUGUUAUUUCCAAGCUGCUUCCUAAAUACAGCCUCUUCUACAACUUCAGAUCUUCCCAAUGUCUUCCUUUUCCCUACUUUUUCUGACAUUGUAUCUUUUUAAAGUCCGUUAUCAAAAUGCUAGUUUAUGAAUUUUCUCUUUCAAGCAUAAUAUUUGUGAGUUAGUCUCUUUCAAGCAUCAUCAUUGUGACUAGGGAAGUGAUCCUGUAUGUGUGUGUCACUUGUGUGUUUAAUACUUCAGCUGAAGUUGCUCUUUAAAUAAAAUCGAAUGUGAUGUUGUGAAAUGAAGUCUUCUACCUCACUGAAGCAUGCAUGAAAGUCUGUGAAAAGAGAAAUCAACCCUUGGAAACAAAUGAGCUUUGGUUUUAUUUAUUUAUUUAUUGUUCCUGGUUAUUUCUUUCCAUGUUUUUUCUCUUCCAAACUCAGCAUAAAAUCCAGGUUCAAAAGCUGUCUGCUUCUAGCAAUUCCUCUCUUGCUGCAGUGUCACAGAGAUGGUGUGAGUGUACACACCUGAAGUCAUUGUGCUAAAGAAUGGAGAGUAGGAGCACGGGGCUGUCUUAAGAGCGAGCUGUGUGGGAGUGAAAAAGCUUUGGGCCAAGUAUAAAAUCCUCAGGAAAGGAUCUCCAUACUGGUUGCGACCUGUCCAGUAUUUUAGGAUGUUGUUCAGCCUGGUCAUACAUGAUGUCACAGAUACAUCUCAUGGUGUCAUCAUGUCUCUUUCCGUUGCCAACACAGUUCAGCAGAGAGCCAAGUCUCAUGCAUGCUUUAAGAGUUGUGAUUUUACUUGUACAGUGAUAUAAUUCUAGGGACUGCAGAUAGUGUGAAAGGGGUUUUCAUGGAACCACAGCAUAAACCCUUGCUGUGCCAUGGGGUUGUAGGGAACAGAUAGAGAAAAUCAGGCUGAGAGCUGCUGUGUUACUCAUGGUUAUGGGUAUCUUGGCUGGGAUAAUUUCUUGGGAAAACCUUUUGCACAGGUACUUCAUUUUUACUGAACACUUCUUAAACAGGGCUGUGGCAGUAGAAUAGGUGAGGCCAAAGGAGAAGGAGCUUGUAAAAGGUGUGGGUUUAGUUGUUUCUCUCAACUGACUUCUCCAGCUUAUUAAUUGCCUGGAAGUUGUUUGGGGGUUUUUCUGCUCUAGAGACAGGUAUUUGGCACGUCCUCACCAGGUGAUCACCAAUCAGCAAGAACUGUUUUCCAUCUGCUUCUUGUCCUUCAGUUUCUGGAUUUGUUGUUUCUGACGCAGCUUUCCCUUCUGUAUCAUUUGGAAGCAGGGCAAGGUCUCUCAGCAGGAGUAGGCUUAACUGCACACUGGGUUUUUUUUUCCCUCUAUAAUAAGAAAUAUUAUACCCUGUCUAGUUUUGCAUCCAGAUAGCCUUUAGCUAUUCUUGAUUUUCACACUGUUCUCUGCAGACUUCUGGAAUUAUUUGUUCAGAAGAAUUAUUGAUCUUGGGGUUUUUAGUAAUUUUCUUUACUUACUUUCCUCCCCACAGUGCUAGGUUUGUCUGGAUGCUGUUGCACUCACCCACUUGCAUUUACAAAUCGCUGUGGGUGAAGAAGUGUCCAGAAAAAAAGCAGCAGAGAAAAAAAAAAUCUUAUUUUUGUUGAAUUUGACAUCCUGCCCAACAUGCUGUCCACACUUACUGUUUCUAUUGCUUACCAGAACUGACCUGAGACUGGUGGAAACAAUGAUUUCAUCCAGAACUUGAAAGAAAAUGGAAAGGCAGCAGGGACAGCAAACUGAAAACACAUUAGCAGUAUCCUUCUAGCUAAGGAGCUAGAAAUCUAGCAAAGGAGGAUAGAGUUUCUGAAGAUGUGUAUCUCCAGGUAAAUUUCUUGCCUUUGAUUAAACAGGUUAGAAUUAUAAUGACCAACUGCAAGCUCUGCAGCUGGAUAAAGUUGGAAGGCACAGUGCUUCACCCUUUCAGAGGCAGUGCAGCAGCAGUAGCAGUGAUGCAGUGAUUCCUUCAGCCAGCCAAGCUCUUUCCUUAGAAGCUGUUGAUUUCUAUGCUAGUGUCUGCCUCAAAGCAUAACUGCGAAAUAGUGCAAAUUAAUAAAUUAGUGUUUUAAAUUAAUGUUUUUUCUCCUGCCUGCAUUGCAAAGUGUAAAAGAUAAAUGCUGCAUCUUCUGCAGCCCAGAACUCUUUCAGUUCAUGUUUUUGCUUCUUGACAUUGGCUUUAAAAUUUGAAGUUUAUACUAAAGCAAUCCUAUGACAGUCUUUGCUGUAAUGUUAUGAAAGGCUAAGGCUUACUGGAGAUGAUACUAAAAAACCUAAGGUAUUACAGAAUUUAUGGAAUUCUUACUGUAAUUAUGGUGUUGCAGACCAAGAAUAUCUAUUAUCAAGAUGCACAAAUGGAAAUGAAUGAAGCCACAACUGGAAGAAGAGAUGAUAAAUACUUCCCUUCUUCUAGCGAAGGAAGAUGAUCCUUCAUUAGAAGGAGUAAUUACUUUUUUACUGAAGAAGUGAUUUCAGAGCUAAUUCUCCCGGUCUGUAGGUGUGAUGGGAGGUGAAUUAAGCACGCACAAAGCCUGAGCUGAAAGAUGCAUGGCUCAAUUGCAGACUUGAGUAUCAACAGUCUGACUUUACAAUGAGAGUUUCUAGAGAAGAAACAGUUUACAGCCCUAACAUCUACAGCAUUAGCUCCAUGCAGAGCUUUCUUGUCGCUAUUAUCCUUGCCCAUAAGAAGAUACAGGGGUUUUUGGAUUUAUUCUUGUAUUCUUGUGCUGCCUUCUACAGUCUUUUCCAAGGUGUACCUAGUCGAGAGAUCUGACUAGAUGGACAGAGGAAGAGAGGGGCGACCACUUGCAAUAAGAACUCAAGGGGAGAGAACUAUAAUCUUAGCAGUAUCCUUCUAGCUAAUGAGCUAGAAAUCUAGCAAAGGAGGAUAGAGUCCAAGCUGAGCUUCAUUUUUCAGGUUACCAAAAAUAUCACUACCCUAGUAGGGUAUACUUGGACCAAAAGAGAAGAAUGCACUCAAGUUUUCAUUUAGAGUCUUCAGCUUGGUCAGAGUUUUUUCCAGUAGUGCCUGUCUCGCCUUCAGAUAAAUAUAAUGAUUAUUUUGAAGUACUGUGCUGUUCAUGUAGCCAGUAAUGUGCAUUUCAUAUUCAAAAGGUGCUUUUUGGAAUGGGUGUCAUUAAAAGGACACCCAUUUUCAGGAGGUUACAUGUCGUCUUCUGUUCUGAUUCAUAACCUGAGAUGAAUUUGGCAGCAGCUGAAUGUAAGUAAAGGAGUUAAAAUUUGCUUGGAAAUUAAAAAACAAUUUUUAGGACAUCACAGCUUUUCCUGUCAGGAGUUGUCAGUGUAUCAGCAGGACAAACAUCAACUGUUAUAUGGUAGAAAUGUGGAGUAAAACCUCACUAUUGAAGAGCAUCUUUUGCUGCGAUUUUUUACCUAUUAGCAGCCUGGGCAGAAAAAAACUGAGGCCUCUUGGGAAGAGCUAGGCACAUGUGAGGGUCCUCCUCCAGGUGGGCACUGCAGGGUCAGUGUGUUUGAGAGAGACUUUUCUUGAUGGAAAAAAAUGUGCAUAAUCUACUGUAAGUGUAACAUGUACCUCUGUACAUUUCCCCAGCUCUAGGCUUUCAUGGCAUGCUGAAAGCAGGUGAAGAGAAAGGAGGAGAGAGGAAUUAACUUUACUUUGUGAUAACUCCUUGGAGUGUGAGGGUGCUUUCCAGCCUGUACCCUCUCGUCAUGCUUUGGCCAGCACUGGGCAGUUGUGCUCUGUAGGUGAAGGGGGAGUUGCAGAGACAGUUCUGGAGUGCAGCCUCCGUUACGCUGUGAGUGUUUCACAGUGCAAGGACUGUACCCCAGGAGUCUCUGCCAGACUCCAUCCCUAAUAACUGACACGUUUGAUCCUGCCUCUAAAACUUCGCAGAGGAGGAAACCCAGUGGGAGAAAAAACAAGUAAGCAAAUUUCCCCUUUUGAGGCAGGGGCGGUGGAAGGCUUGGUUAUCCUUGUUAGCUUCCUGGAGGUGGAGGCAAAAGGCCUAUGUUAGUGGAGGAAUGUCAGAGAUGGCUUGUCUCAUGAUGUUUACAAGUCCUUUUAGAUGUCACUGUAAGUGCUCUUGCUUUUAGCUGGUAGAAGUGAGGGCCUGUCAGGGAAGCAAAAUGCCUUCUGAUGUUCCUGGGUAACUAUUUUAUUAGCUGCUAGCUUCAUAGUAUACACUUGGAUGACUUAGCUGAAGAAAAUUAGUACACCUGAGACUUUCAGUCAGUCUUGUAUUCGUUUAGAAUGAAAAGUAGUUUGAUCGGCUUGUGUAAAAACAUAUCCAUCCUUUUUCCCUCUCAAAAGAUCAGUGCUCUCCCUCAGGAAAGAAAUGAAAGCUGCUCCCACUUCUAUAGCGAUUGCUUCUGAUUUCCACAGCUUCAGAGCAAAGUGCAGCUGUGUCAUUGUAUCUUCAGCGUGACACAUCAUUCUGAGGUGAGAAAAUGAGAGAAGCAUUCGGUUUCUUUAAAACUGAAAUGGGCAUUAGGAGGGGAGCACUUGCGUUGACCCCUUCUUCAAACGGGGCACGCAUCCACUGCAGUCGCAUGGACUGGGACUUGAUAACCAAUUAGUCAUCUAUAAAACUUCCUUAAUGAACCACAGAGGAGCAGCAUGACCUACCACACUGACGUGGGACAAAUUCCCAUCUCUCUACUGCCACUUGCUCACUGAACGGCCUUGGCAAGCCACUUCCCUCCCUUUCCCUUGUGUUCCGCAGCUGUAACACAUCUGAGAGCAAUCCCUGCCUGUCUCACAAGGAUUCGGGGAAGCGGCGCGUGCUACACAAGUGCUAAGUAUUGUUACUAAAACCAUAAUAUGUCAGGUAACGCAGAUACAUACAUCAUCUGCCCUCUUCAGGCACUUGACUGUUAGCCUUAAGUCUUGGCACACUGAAAACGUGCAGGAUAUCAGGUACAAUGACACCCUUCAGUCUUGAAAUUACUUGUGUCUUCAAGGUCAGAUUUGGUGACUUCAAUAUCUGUCUCACAGCUGCAAUACCAUGUUUUGGCCAAAUGGUGAUAAAUGAGAGUGUAACUUGUUUGUAAUUCCUUCUCUGUCUUCCUAAAUAUUUUGUUUCUUGGGAAGCUGAUGCUGCUAUGAACAUCCUGAGUAAUACUGAAUUUGCAGUAUUCUGCUUUCCAGAUGUAAAUGUUUAUAUUUAAAAUUGCUAAGACUGCAAUGCAAUAAAUAUAUCCCUGUAA
Messenger RNA from Strigops habroptila (Kakapo), 8982 nucleotides. It is a transcript of the gene LSM11, whose product is annotated as LSM11, U7 small nuclear RNA associated. The record is from RefSeq and is a predicted model, not a curated record. NCBI's taxonomy places the organism in Eukaryota, Metazoa, Chordata, Aves, Psittaciformes, Psittacidae. Gene Ontology annotation, cellular component: U7 snRNP. Gene Ontology annotation, molecular function: U7 snRNA binding. Gene Ontology annotation, biological process: mRNA 3'-end processing by stem-loop binding and cleavage. Bases 126 to 1187 code for a protein of 353 amino acids. The transcript is spliced from 4 exons.